AUGCAGUUAAUUAACAACGUUUUUUUAUCUUCUUCAUCUUCUUCACUUUUUAAACUCCAAAAUGAACUAUUAUUAAUAAUAUUUUCAAAUCUUGAUGUCGAAACACUGAUAAGUUUAUGCAAUGUUUGUCAAAACUUUAAAAACUUGGCUAAAAUUGUUUUAGAGGAAAGAUUGAAAAAGCACAAGACUGACAAUCAUAAGAACGAUAUUAAAUUUCAUCAUUCAACAUUCUUACGCAAACCUACAUUAUGGAAGGUUACUUUUCACGACAAUUUCAACAGAAGUGGUAAAAAAGGCGGGAAUUCACAAGCUUAUAUUAAUUUAUUGCAAAAACCAUGUCAGUUGUCGAUAAAAUCGAAAAAUAAAACUUUCCAAAAAAUUCCAACAGUUUAUAGUAUCGGCAACGGUUCAAACCAUCUUAAAGUUCCAUACAAAUUCACCCAUUCAACCAAAAACGACGAUUCAUGCGAUGAUUAUUGUAUAAUAAACCUUUUGUCAUUCGAAUUUUCACCUAGUUUCUUUCAUCCACAAAAAUCAGAGCCAAUAUGCAGUUCUUUAAUUCUAUGUUCUGCAUCAAAAGAUUAG
Molecule: messenger RNA, 585 nt
Organism: Entrophospora sp. SA101
Lineage: Eukaryota; Fungi; Glomeromycota; Glomeromycetes; Entrophosporales; Entrophosporaceae
Source: the annotation of a GenBank genome assembly